AUGAAGCUUUUGACCACAAAGUCGCAUGCUGACAUCGCUGGAAAGGCGCUUGCCAACGCGAGAGGCCUGGGUUCCGGUGUGGAUGCGAAAGAACUGGAGGAAAAACUUAAAAAUCUGCUCUCUAGUUCAGACAUUCGCCAUAGCUCUUCUCCGUCCGAAAGCGGGCCAUCGAGUCCUGACUCUCAGAUUGAAGCCAUCAGAGCGGAACGCCGCGCAGAUAACUUGCGGGAUUAUGGCUACCUAACCGAGAGGGGCGGAAGGCCCGCCUUUCCACUAGAGGUGGCCCAAGCAAAUAUUAAUAUUAAUCACUUCGGAGAACAUGAGGUUAUGAUAGAAUACUGGGGACAGAGCUAUCUCGGCCAACGAAAUCGAUGGGUUGCUUUUCUAAACCACCAGAAACGAAGUCGGAGAACAAUGGAGAUUUUCACCGAGUAUCAACAGACUGUAUACGACUACCGGGAAAAGGAAGGGAUUGAGGGCAGUAUCCACUUAAAUUUCGAUGAGAAAAAACAGUCCAAAAUAGACACCUGGAAGGAGUACCAUUAUCAUCAACACAAAGUAGUUCCCCACAAGAGGGAGAAAGCUGAGGCUGGACGCAAGAGGAGAGAGCAAAGGAUAAUAGAUUGGGAGGCUGGUAAGCGUGACCCUACAAUACCCGAGGAUAUGGGCUGGAUCCACCAUGUGCCAACACUAGAUGAAUCUCGACUGGAUAAAUACAUGAGUUGGAUUCGAUGGAUAGAAGCCGAGCUUCGCCAAAUUGAGCAAGAAUGUGCAGAGCCUGCCAAUAACGGCAUUGACAAUGCAUCCCAUCUUACUGGAAAGGGAGAUGAAAGGAUGGAAUCUUCGUCAUUGCGAUCAUCACAUGCCGAAACAGCGCCUCCAAGUGCAGAGAAGUUCUUGAGGAAGAGUGAACGCUCAGUUGGUGGUCUGGAGAAAUCCCCAGCUGCUAUUGGAGUUAUCGGUUCACCACUAGUCUCGUCACGCAGGGUGGUAAAUCCAGAUGUUGCUGCUAAACAUCCUAGCCAGGAAGAUUUGAGAACAACCUCUUUGGCACCACCAGAUCAAAGCGGAAAGAGUAUAGGACAAGCUAGAGAAAAAAUUGGAUCCAGUUCAACACGAAAGAUACGUUCUAGGUCCUUGGCUGAGACUGGUUCAUUGCGCAGGAGUCAACGAAUUAUUGACAUGGAAUCAAAAAAGGCCCAGCAACAAGUAACGCUGGAAACAACAAAGUUGGGCCUGAUGGCACCCACCCAAACGGAAUCAAGGACUCAGUCUAAGAAAAAGAAGUCUAAACCAGCUCAUCCACACAGUCGACCCGAAGGAGUCACAAAGCCUCAGGCAUCUAGGAAAGGGAAGCUGAAGCUGAGUCGAACCGUGAAACACGACGCCAUAGCCACGGCAUUAAGAGAUGUUGAGCAACAAGCAACGCAGAAAACAUCAAAGGCAAGCACCACAGCACCCAAGGCUGACACCCGAAGGGAACGAAGGACUCAGCCUAAGAAGAGCAACUCUAAGCCCUCUUCACAGAGCCGACCUCAGGGGAUCAUAAAGUCUCAGGCUCGUAGCAAAGGCAAAGGAAGAAGGCCACCCCGAGCCGCAAAAAUAAACGCUUUAGCGAGGGAAGUUGUUCUCUAGUCCACACGUGAGUGGAUUUGCAUGCAUCGUCUAGAUAACCGAAGCGUGUAUAGCUUGCGUGCGAGGCCUCCUCCAUAUGAGCUUUGCCACUGCUCGAUUACUCUGCGAAGGGUAUUUCCUCAAGACUGUCCGCAGAAGUACUAGACGCAUUUAUUAUAGCGUGGGACUUGAGACUACAGAGGGUACCAACCCUACCCCGUCGCCAGAUUCAAUCAUUCUGGUGAGUUUUAUCGAAAUCUCGCACCAUCCACUCUCUCUUCUGAUGCCAUGCGAUUGGGGGGGAGCAGGCGCCGUUGAUGGAUGAGCUGGCUGGCAGGAGGGAGAGAAGUGGGCGAAGCGUUAGGCACUGCACCGCCGCAUGCGGCCUCCUUGCAUCCUUUUCCAGUUCGUUCCAGUCGAGAAUAAAUUUAAUCUUGACACAUACCUAGUCAGGACCUGUUCUUAGAUAGACAUUCAUCUAGCUGGUCUAGUUUUAAGAGUUAAAACCAUUGAAUUAAAAUAAAA
Molecule: messenger RNA, 2139 nt
Organism: Histoplasma capsulatum G186AR
Lineage: Eukaryota; Fungi; Ascomycota; Eurotiomycetes; Onygenales; Ajellomycetaceae
Exons: 3
Coding region: 1-1635 (544 amino acids)
Source: RefSeq, a predicted model, not a curated record